This is a messenger RNA of Rangifer tarandus platyrhynchus (Svalbard reindeer), 2118 nucleotides long. Lineage: Eukaryota; Metazoa; Chordata; Mammalia; Artiodactyla; Cervidae. The record is from the annotation of a GenBank genome assembly.
AUGGCCUCUCUCCUGCUGCUACCCCUGCUGCUGCUGCUGCCUCUGCUGCUGCUACCCCUGCGCCUAUGGUCUCAGUUGCGCUGGUUCGCGGCAGACUUGGCCUUCACGAUGCGCGCCCUACGCUGCAAACGGGCCCUUCGAGCGCGCGCUCUGGCCGCCGCUGCCGCCGACCCAGAAGGUCCUGAGGGGGGCUGCAGCCUGGCCUGGCGCCUCGCGCAGCUGGCCCGGCAGCGGCCGGGGCACACCUUUCUCAUUCACGGCGCGCAGCGCUUUAGCUACGCGGAGGCCGAGCGCCAGAGCAACCGGGCUGCGCGCGCCUUUUUGCGCGCGCGAGGCUGGGACGGGGGACCCGGCGGCGGCGGCACGGGGGGCGCCGGGGAAGGCGAGCUGGCGGCGGACUGCGCUAGAGACCAGGCGGCCGGAAGCGGCGCGGCGUGGGCCGUGCGGGAAGGGGAUGGCGCGGCCCCUCUGGCACCUGGGGCCACCGUGGCGCUGCUGCUCCCUGCCUGCCCAGAGUUCCUGUGGCUCUGGUUCGGCCUGGCCAAGGCCGGCCUGCGCACGGCCUUUGUGCCCACCGCUCUGCGCCGGGGUCCCCUCCAGCAUUGCCUCCGCAGCUGCGGCGCCCGCGCGCUGGUGCUGGCGCCAGAAUUCCUGGAGUCCCUGGAGCCUGAUCUACCGGCCCUGAGAGCCAUGGGGCUUCAUCUGUGGGCUGUGGGCUCUGACGGCCGUCCUGCUGGAAUCAGCGAUUUUCUGGCUGAGGCCUCAGCUGAAGUGGAUGGGCCAGUGCCCGGGUACCUGUCUGCCCCCCAGAACAUGACGGACACAUGCCUGUAUAUCUUCACCUCCGGCACCACGGGCCUCCCCAAGGCUGCUCGGAUCAGUCACCUGAAGGUCCUGCAAUGCCAGGGAUUCUACCAGCUGUGCGGUGCCCACCAGGAGGAUGUGAUCUACCUCGCCCUCCCACUGUACCACAUGUCUGGCUCCCUGUUGGGCAUCGUGGGAUGCUUGGGCAUUGGGGCCACGGUGGUGCUGAAGUCCAAGUUCUCAGCUGGUCAGUUCUGGGAGGACUGUCAGCAGCACGGGGUGACGGUGUUCCAGUACAUCGGGGAGCUGUGCCGGUACCUUGUCAACCAGCCCCCGAACAAGGCAGAACGUGGACACCAGGUCCGGCUGGUGGUGGGAAGCGGGCUGCGGCCGGACACCUGGGAGCGCUUUGUGCGGCGCUUCGGGCCCCUGCAGGUGCUAGAGACGUACGGGCUGACCGAGGGCAAUGUGGCCACGUUCAACUACACCGGACAGCAGGGCGCUGUGGGGCGCGCCUCCUGGCUCUACAGGCAUGUCUUCCCCUUCUCUUUGAUUCGCUAUGAUGUCACCACAGGGGAGCCAAUUCGGGACACCCAGGGGCACUGUGUGGCCACGUCUCCAGGUUUGUGUCCAGGUGGGGUGGGCGGGGGUGGUGUCCUUGGAGAGUGGGGUGGGGGGCGGCCACCCCUGACCCCGGUGGCUCUGGCAGGUGAGCCUGGCCUACUGGUGGCCCCUGUGAGCCAGCAGUCGCCAUUCCUGGGCUACGCUGGGGGCCCGGAGCUGGCCCGGGGAAAGCUGCUGAAGAACGUCUUCCGGCCUGGGGAUGUUUUCUUCAACACUGGGGACCUGUUAGUCUGCGACAACCAGGGCUUUCUCCGCUUCCAUGAUCGCACUGGAGACACCUUUAGGUGGAAGGGGGAGAAUGUGGCCACCACCGAGGUGGCUGAGGCCUUGGAGGCCCUGGACUUUCUUCAGGAGGUGAACGUCUACGGAGUCACUGUGCCAGGGCAUGAAGGCCGGGCUGGGAUGGCAGCCCUGGCUCUCCGUCCCCCCCACUCUCUGGACCUUGUGCAGCUCUAUGCCCAUGUUUCUGAGAACUUGCCACCUUAUGCCCGGCCUCGGUUCCUAAGGCUCCAGGAGUCCCUGGCCACCACAGAGACCUUCAAGCAGCAGAAGGUUCGGAUGGCAAAAGAGGGCUUUGACCCAGGCGCGCUGUCCGACCCACUCUACGUUCUGGACCAGGCCGGGGGCGCCUACCUGCCGCUCACCCCGGCCCGGUACACUGCCCUCCUGGCCGGAGACCUUCGCAUCUGA